This is a messenger RNA of Hepatospora eriocheir, 210 nucleotides long. The record is from the annotation of a GenBank genome assembly. Lineage: Eukaryota; Fungi; Microsporidia; Hepatosporidae.
AUGAUAUGUUUGAUAGUAGAAUCAAUAACUUCCUAUAGAGAUACUUUUAAGUUAGAAUUAAUGGAUGAAACAGGUAUUAUAAUCGGACAUACUGAUAUUACACAAUUAGAAAUAGGGAACAUCAUAAUGUUAAAAAACUGUGCAAUAUGGAAGUUAGAAGAAAAUCAAUUAAACAUAAUAAAAAAUAAUCUUUAUGAAACAAUAAACUAA